UUUUUUGUUCAUUUGUUUAGCUAAAAUCUGUACGUGUGAGCAAAUUAAUCUAAAGAAUAUAACACUUGAAGUCACAAGAGAACAUAUAAAUUACCACAAGACAUUGUUACCUUUUGAACUAAAGAAUGGUACUGUAUAUACUUGUGCUAAAGUUUCAGUCAAAAACUUCGAAGAAAUCUACCUAAAUUAUGACAUUGAUAAUCCUGUACCUUUGGAUGAAGAAUAUCUAUUCAGCUCCUCGUUUAUCAUAUCGUACACCUGUUGUUGGAAGAACUUUACGACAAAUUACGGAUCAAGCUAUACAAGAAUUUAACGAUCCAAUGGAAGCCAUAGUUUGGCUUAGAAAUGAUAUUGAAAGCAUUGGAAUUACAUUAUUAUUGCAAUAUAGUCAAUUCACAGCAAAUACGAUGAAUCGCAUAUCAAAAGAACACGAAAAGUUUAGUCAUCAUUUUAAUGAGGCCUCUACAUUUUUUAAUUUUCUAUCAGAAAAGUUUAAAGAUUAUCGUUUACGUAUAAAAGCCAUUGAUGAAAUAAUUUCAAUUUUUAAUGAAUACAACCAAUCUCCAAAACUGGAAGAAGAUAAACAGAAAUUCUUUAAACAUUGCUGGAGUUUUUUAGAGCGUUUUAUAAGCCGUACAUAUUUGGUAAAAAAGCCACUUGAUGCUAUCAUAUUUAAAGUUUUAGAUAGUAUUGGUAGCUAUAAUAUGUCUACAUUAGAAGUUUCAAAUGUCGAUUUAGUACAAUUUCAUAACAAUAAGCUAGAUAGAUUUUAUUCUUACAUAGAAUUUAAUGCAAAAAUGUUAAAAGGUAAAAAGUAAAAUACAAUAUAGAAUUUUAAUGUUAGAUGAUAGUGUGCUAAUGUUCGUAAGAAAAUGUUUCCACUAUGCAUAUUGAUAAUUUUUAUUCCAUUAAUA
Daktulosphaira vitifoliae (grape phylloxera) is the source of this 914-nucleotide messenger RNA. RefSeq lists its product as uncharacterized. Lineage: Eukaryota; Metazoa; Arthropoda; Insecta; Hemiptera; Phylloxeridae. The coding region runs from base 189 to 818 and encodes 209 amino acids. The record is from RefSeq and is a predicted model, not a curated record. The transcript has 2 exons.